CGACCAGAAAUAAAAUGAAAUAAAACGAAACACAAUGGGCUCACGUUGUUAAAUUCCAACAUGUAACCUGCGUAGGGAAGGAAGCUUCAAAGUUACUACACACGAAUAAAUCCAAAAUGUCGUCGAGCGCAGGAGCCAGUCUCCCCCACCGUACUGUAUCUAGUAUACGAGCCGGCGACCGUUCGUCAGUUCAAGCGCUACCAAGCACGCCGCACACGCCUCCGCGAACGAUUGUGCCCUCGUCCUUUGGAUCGCCCUCUACACUACGCGCCGAUGAUGAACUAAUCAUCAUCGAAUUAGGAUCGCGGAAAUUGCGUAUUGGUUUUGCGGGCGACCCAGCUCCUAAGAGGAUUGUGUCGUUUGGUCCGGAGCAACAGAGACGUGCCGGAGAUUUUAGGGCUUGGGAUAUUGGCUACCAGGCUGACUGGCGCAAGAGGGCUUCCGGAAAGCCUUGGGGAGCCGAUCACGAAUUGUGGCAACUAGACGUGAGGGGCCAGGAUCUGGCUUUAAUCGGAGAUAAACUUGAGCGCGAGCUUAGAGAUGCUUUCACCAAGUAUCUGCUCAUCGAUUCUCGACCGAGAAGAAUAACGCUAGUAUUACCGCCGACACUCCCUAUACCACUCAUCUCCUCCGUUUUCGACACCGUCUUCAACCGCUUCCAGGCACCUACUAUAUCGCUUCUUUCGUCUCCCGUCAUGUCUGCCUUCGCCGCGGGCUCUCGAUCAGCCCUUGUUAUCGAUAUUGGUUGGCAUGAGACGACAAUUACUGCUGUUUAUGAGUAUAGAGAAGUGCAUACUUGGAGGACUGUCAGAGCUGGCAAGCUCUUAGUAGAAGAGACGUUCGAAUUCCUGACUAAUACUAUCCGUGGGCGGCCGGGUACAGCACGUACAGAGCACCCCGAGGAUAAGUUAGAGGAUCAUGCUGUAAGCUUCGAGGAGUGCGAGGAAUUCGCAACUCGUAUGCUCUGGUGCAAACGGGCCCCAGGACAACUGGCACAAGACACCCCUGAAGGAUUGGCAACGCUUCACGAACAGGACGAGACCGAAACAGUAGCACCGUCGGAAGAUCGCUCUCCUAUGACAAUUACCCUCAACUCUUGCAAGCCCCCAAAGACGGUGGAAAUUCCGUUCGCGGAAUUGGCCGAACCAUGCGAAGCCGUCUUUUUCGAACCUCACCUUUCCCCAUGUUGCUUCGACGAUCAUGAGAUUCCUGUGCACCUACUCGCUUACAGGGCUCUUCUACAACUGCCAUUAGAUGUACGCGCAAUUUGCAUGUCACGUAUUAUCUUUACAGGCGGCUGCUCCAAUAUCAUUGGACUUAAAGGGCGCAUCUUUGACGAAGUUUCCACGUUGGCUAAAGAACAGGGCUGGGACCCUAUUCGGGGAAAAGGGGUUGAACAAUACAAGACAAACCCGAAAUUACAACGGAAUGGCAGUCGUCAAUCGGGCGAAGGACCCAUUCCUGUACCUGUCCAGGCCGAGAGUAGCAAUACAGAAGGGGGAGAAACGGCGCCGCCUGUUAAUCCGGCCCAUGCACCCCCUGAGGUUGAUCAAGUAGAGGAAUUGAUCAAAAAGGAUAGGAAUUAUAAGCCCAUUGUGCAAGGAACGCUCCGGGUUCUCGAUUCACUGGGCCCUUGGUGUGGUGCUAGCAUGGCAGCGCAGCUCAAGGUCCCAGCUUUAGCUACGAUUGACCGCGAGCUUUGGCUCCAACAAGGCGUCAAUGGGGCAAGCCGUCCUAGCGAAGUCGACAUUAAGGCACAACAGAGGCAGAGUAUGGGUGCAGGAGGUCUGAUUAGGGGUCAGGCCUCCCAAACCAGUAACAACUGGACUCUGGGAGUAUGGGGUUCUAUUUAACGUUUAAGGGAUUAGAAAUGAUUAUGUCUUUCCGAAUAACGAGAAACGAUGAAAAGGGGACUUUUACGAGUUUUGGUUGUAGAGAUACCCUGUCACAUGUCUUGGGACUUUUAGAGAAAGCUUUACUUAUUAAAGCCCGGUUAUUCCUAAUUCCUGCCUUGUUCUGCGACUUGACAUAUUGAAUUUCUUGGAUAUUCGGGUAUUUAUGGACAAUUCUCACUCUUAUUCCGUAGAUACAUGUACCCGUUCAUCCGUACCUACCUACAUGAUUCCUGCCUUGUGAACCUAACCCAGGUUAUAUAUGGCACGGCAUUCACGACCAGCAUGUGGCCCCGGAGAUGUGGAUGUGGAGACAGAGCUACC
Messenger RNA from Annulohypoxylon truncatum, 2216 nucleotides. RefSeq names its product actin-like ATPase domain-containing protein. Gene Ontology annotation, biological process: microtubule-based movement. Bases 117 to 1853 code for a protein of 578 amino acids. The transcript is spliced from 2 exons. Lineage: Eukaryota; Fungi; Ascomycota; Sordariomycetes; Xylariales; Hypoxylaceae. The record is from RefSeq and is a predicted model, not a curated record.